UAACGAUAAGGUCCUUUUAUUCUUUCGUCAUGGGCCACCUCUAUCAGUGUUGAGGCGAAAGACAAAGAGGGAGUUUAAAAGCUCCCUCAGAGGUUCAGCUGUGCUCCCUCCACCCACUCACAUGCAUGCACCUUUAAGGCAAUGGGAGAGGGAGGACGCCGCAGCGGAGAGGAAGGCGAGGGUUUAUCCUACACUUGCGCAAGGCAGGGCAGGUUGUAGGCGCACGGACCAGUGUGCGCAGUUUGUGUGUGCGGGUUUCUGUGGAAGAAAGAUGCAUGUGCUUGUUGCUCCCCGGAUGGAGAGAGGUGGAGAAGAGAACAUGAGUUCCAAACGCAGCUAACGAUCAUCGGUGUGCGCGCUUUUACGCAAAUUGAGCCCAUCCGUUCGUGGAGACGCAGUUCAUUCACAUUUUGUACAGCCGUGAUUUGUUGUUGUUGUUGUUGUUUUUUUAAAUAGGAUUUGUCUUUUUUUUUAUUUUGCGUUUUUUUUUCCUUUCUUUUUUUCUUUUUUGGAGGGGUUAUUCCAUCCUCAGUCAGCAGCCGCGGCGGAACCUCUCACCUGGACCGGAGCGCACGGAGCCGGGCCCCCUCAUGUUCAACGCCAGGCAGGGGUCUGACACGGGGGGACGGCUACGCUGCUGAGGCCCCGCGCGGUCCACCUCCGAAAUUGAAGUCAGGAGACGCAAUACUUGUGGAUACUCUACUGCCUCCCGCUGCACCACAAGACAAUCCGCUGCAGGAAGAAGCUCUAAACCUCCUCCUCUUCAUCUUCUUGCCUGGAUGGUGUGAGAGAGAGGGACCGCACGAGAUUUGCAGUCUAAAAGAGACGCACGCUUAAUUCUUUCAUUGCAAAUGACUUGUUGAACAAAUAAAAGACAUCCAAGGAGGAAAGAGUGCGGGGAGAGAAGCAGAAAAAGCCUAAGCUUGGAUAUUGAAAGGAGCGGGGCAUGUGGAUAUUGGCUCUUAUCUUUUCCCAGUGCAUCUUGAAUGUUUUCUGUGAAGAUCUACGUUCCAGCUUAUAUUUUGUCAAUGCAUCUGUGCAAGAGGUAGUGUUCGCCAGCACCACAGGGACGUCGGUGCCCUGUCCCGCAGCAGGUGUGCCACCAGUCUCACUGCGCUGGUACCUGGCCACUGGUGAGGAGAUCUACGAUGUGCCAGGGAUCCGCCAUGUGCACUCCAAUGGCACCCUUCAGAUCUUCCACAUCCCCCCAUCCAGUUUCAGUAAACUCAUUCACGACAACACCUACUAUUGCACAGCGGAGAACCCCUCAGGGAGAAUCAGGAGCCAAGAUGUCCACAUUAAGGCUGUCCUACGGGAACCGUACACUGUUCGGGUGGAGGACCAGAAAGCCAUGAGAGGCAAUGUGGCCGUCUUCAAGUGCAUUAUCCCCGCCUCAGUGGAGGCCUACAUCUCUGUUGUGUCAUGGGAAAAAGACACAAUGUCAAUUAACGCUGAAAUGUCACGGUUUCUCAUCACAUCAACGGGUGCCCUGUAUAUCCUGGAUGUCCAGAUGGAAGAUGGGCUUUACAACUACAGGUGUAUGACACGCCAUCGAUACACAGGAGAGACCCGACAGAGCAAUAGUGCCCGACUAAUUGUUUCAGAUCCUACCAAUUCAGCACCACAUAUCCUGGACAGCUUUGAACGCCGUGAGGUGAUGGCGUCUCAUCGAGUGGAGCUGCCAUGCAAGGCCUCUGGUCACCCGGCACCCAAGUACCGCUGGCUGAAGGACAACCGCCCCCUAGAGCCCGACACACGAUACCGACAAAGUGUGACAGGGAUGCUCAUAGAGAGAGCCCAACCCAGCGACACAGGAACAUAUGUCUGUGAAGUGUGGAACGGUUAUGGCAGUGCUGAGGUGGUUGGGAGGCUUCUGGUGAAAGAGACCCUGAAAGUUGUAGUAAGCCCACGGAAGGUGAAGGGUAGUGUCGGCAGCCAGGUUUCACUCUCCUGUGGUGUAACUGGCUCUGAUGAGUACCAAUUGUCCUGGUACCGCAACGGUGAGCUCAUUUACCCAAGUAACAGUGUCCGGAUGACUGGCCAAAACAGGGAAAACCUAGUCAUGGCCGGGAUGGCCAAAAGCGAUGGAGGUGCCUACCAGUGCUUUGCCAGACAUGGCAAAAUGUCUGCCCAAGACUUUGUCCAGGUUAUAUUGGAAGAUGGUACACCAAAGAUUCUGGCUUCAUUUAGCGAGAAGGUCUACAACAUCAACGAGUUUGUGUCAUUAUCUUGCACUGUGAAGGGCACACCAGAGCCCAGGGUCACUUGGACGCUAGAUGACGAGCCAGUAAUACGGAACAGCCGCCACCGCAUCUCCUACUACACCAACACUGACGGCCAUGUGGUCAGCCACCUCAACAUUAGCCAAACCCAGGUCCCAGAUGGAGGGGUGUAUCGCUGCAUCUGCAAUAACUCGGCAGGGGCUGUUUCCUACCAGGCGCGAAUAAACGUAAGAGGGCCUGCCAGCAUCAGACCAAUGAAAAACCUCACUGCUAUCGCUGGGCGGGAUAUGUACAUUCACUGCCGAGUCAUCGGCUACCCUUACUAUUCCAUAAAAUGGUACAAGGACUCAAAUUUGCUACCGUACAACCACCGCCAGCGAGCCUUCGAGAAUAAUGGCACCUUGAAGCUAUUUGACGUGCAGAAGGAUGUGGAUGAAGGCGAAUACACGUGCAAUGUGCUCGUGCAGCCUCAGCUCUCCACACACCAGAGUGUCUAUGUGACUGUGAAAGUUCCACCCACCAUCCACCCGUUUGAGUUCCCUCGGUUUUCUAUCGGACAACGAGUCUUCAUCCCCUGUGUGGUUAUGUCCGGUGACCAACCAGUUUUCAUCACCUGGCAGAAGGAUGGGCGGCCAAUUCCGGCAAGCCUUGGCGUAACGAUUGACAACAUAGAUUUCACCAGCUCUCUUCGCAUCUCCAAUCUCACUCUGAUGCACAACGGCAACUACACAUGCAUCGCACGCAACCAGGCUGCGGCCGUGGAGCAUCAGAGUCAGCUCAUUGUCCGAGUUCCUCCUAAAUUUGUGGUUCAACCGAAAGACCAGGAUGGCAUCUAUGGUAAAGCUGUAAUUCUCAACUGCUCGGCUGAAGGCUAUCCCGUUCCCACCAUCCAAUGGGAGUACUCCAAAGGUGCCGGGGUUCCUCAAUUCAAACCCAUUGCUCUCAACUCUGGCUUCCGCAUUGAGGUGCUGGUCAAUGGUUCUUUGCUCAUCAAGCAUGUGCUGGAAGAAGACAGUGGAUUCUACCUUUGUCGGGUCAGCAAUGAUGUUGGGGCUGACGUCAGCAAGUCCAUGUAUCUCAAUGUCAAAAUUCCUGCCAUGAUUACUUCUUACCCCAACACGACACUGGCCACACAAGGUGAAGAGAAGAAAAUGAGCUGCACUGCUCAUGGUGAGAAGCCCAUCAUGGUACGCUGGGACAAAGAGGAACGUAUCAUCAACCCUGAGACCAGUCGCUAUGUGGUUACUGUCAAGGAGGUCGGAGAUGAAGUCAUCUCAACAUUGCAGAUUAUGCCUACAGUAAGGGAAGACUCAGGCUUUUUCUCCUGCCAUGCCAUUAACUCCUUUGGUGAAGACCGAGGCAUCAUACAGCUCACAGUACAAGAGCCUCCUGAUCCGCCCGAGGUGGAAAUCAGAGAAGUGAAGGACAGAACUAUUGCCCUGCGUUGGACUAUGGGUUUUGAUGGCAACAGCCCAAUCACAGGCUUUGAUAUUGAGAGCAAAAACAAAUCAGCCUCCUGGGAUACAGCUCAGAAGACCAAAGAUGUCUCACCUCAGCUCAACCAGGCCACAAUCAUUGACCUGCACCCUUCCUCCACCUACAAUAUCCGCAUGUUUGCCAAGAACCUCAUUGGAAAGAGCGAGGCCAGUAAUGAACUCACUAUUACCACCGAUGAAGCAGCCCCUGAUGGACCACCUCAAGAUGUGCAGCUGGAAGCCCUCUCCUCUCAGAGCAUCAAAGUUUCCUGGAGGGCACCUAAAAAACACCUCCAGAAUGGUGCAAUCAAAGGCUAUCAAGUGGGUUACAGAGAGUACAGCUCAGGAGGAAACUAUCAAUUCAGCGUGAUCAGUGUCGAGACAACGGGGGACAAUGCUGAAAACUUGAUACUGGACAAUCUCAAGAAGUUCACCCAAUAUGGUGUUGUGGUGCAAGCCAGUAACAGUGCAGGCACCGGGCCAUCAUCCACAGAAGUUGCUGCUACCACACUGGAGGAUGUGCCGAGUCGUCCUCCAGAGCACGUCCAAGCCAUAGCUACAUUUCCAGAAGUCAUCUCCCUAUCUUGGCUGACACCUCCUAAAGAUGCUCUUAAUGGCAACCUUCUAGGCUUCAGGGUUAUCUACUGGGCUAAUCUGCCCGAUGGAGAACUUGGAGAGAUCAGGAAUGUAACAACCAGCAACAACCAGCCGUCACUGGAGCUGGACGGUCUAGAGAAGUACACCAACUACAGCAUCCAGGUGUUAGCCUUCACCAGAGCAGGGGAUGGUGUUCGCAGUGAACAGAUUUACAUUCGCACCAAGGAGGACGUGCCUGGUCCUCCUGGCGGUGUAAAAGCAGCAGCUGCAUCCAACUCAGUAGUGUUUGUGUCAUGGCUUCCUCCUCUCAAAGUGAAUGGAAUAAUAAGGAAAUACACAGUUUUCUGCUCCAAUCCACACCCCACGGUCAGCAGUGAGUUCGAGGCAGCCCCAGAUGUGUUCUUCUACCGCAUCCCCAAUCUGAGUAGGAACAGGCAAUACAGCAUCUGGGUGGUGGCCGUCACUGCUGCUGGCCGUGGAAAUGCCAGUGAGAUCAUCACUGUUAAACCCAUGGCUGAAGCUCCUGCUCGCAUUUUGACCUUCAACAGAACUGUCACGACACCCUGGAUGAAAGAUAUUGUGUUGCCUUGUAAGGCAGUGGGGGAUCCUUCUCCAACAAUCAAAUGGUUGAAGGAGAUCAAUGGAACCCCUGCACCUGUUGUGACUGACAGCCGGCGCAGUGUACAUGGGAACGGUAGCCUUGUUAUUCGAACAGUAAAGGCGGAGGAUUCUGGGAACUAUACCUGUGUGGCUAGUAAUAGCUUUGGCUCUGAUAAAAUCAUCCUCAACCUGCAAGUUCAAGUCCCACCUGACCAGCCUCGACUCACAGUGACCAAGACCACCACAACUUCCAUCACACUAUCCUGGAUACCUGGGGACAAUGGUGGCAGCUCUAUAAGAGGCUACAUUUUGCAAUAUUCAGAGGACAACAGUGAACAGUGGGGCAAUUUUGCCAUCAGUCCAAGUGAGCGCUCCUAUCGGUUAGAGAACCUCAAGUGUGGCACCUGGUACAAGUUCACUCUAACGGCCCAGAAUGCCGUUGGACCUGGACGCAUAAGUGAGAUCAUUGAAGCAAAGACCCAUGGGAAAGAACCUCAGUAUUCCAAAGAACAGGAGCUCUUUACCAGCAUCAACGCUACUCGAGUGAAACUCAAUCUGAAUGGCUGGAACAAUGGCGGAUGCCCGAUCACCUCCUUCACGCUGGAGUAUCGGCCCAUGGACUCGCCUUCGUGGACCACAGCACAGCGCACCUCCCUCACCAAGAGUUACAUACUCUACGACUUGCAGGAGGCAACCUGGUACGAGCUGCAGAUGAAAAUCUACAACAGCGCGGGCUACGCUGAGAAGAGGGUCAAGUUCGCGACACUCAGCUAUGAUGGCAGCACAAUUGCUCCCCUGGUAAAGGCACCCAAUGUAAGUGAGGACACCUCUGGAGGUGGCGAAGGUUUAAAAAUGAUGGUGACUAUAUCCUGCGUGCUGGUGGGAAUUUUUGUGAUCUUCAUCGGCUUGCUGGUACUGAGGAGGAGAAGGCGUGAGCAGAGACUGAAGAGACUGCGAGAUGCAAAAAGUUUGGCUGAGAUGCUAAUGAGUAAAAACACGCGUCCAGCAGAGCCAGUCAAUAAACAGCAGCAAACACUUCGAAUGCAUAUCGACAUCCCCAGAGCUCAGCUUCUCAUUGAGGAGAGAGACACCAUGGAGACUGUUGGUAAGCACAUCAUCAACAUAAGAACUGCUAAUAUGGAUUUGUGUUUUCAUAUACAGUAUGGUAUAGCUAGCAACGAAUGUGAUUAUUGCAUCACUGAAUGUUCCUUUUGUUACUGCUCUGCAGAUGACAGGUCCACUGUGUUACUGACUGACAACGACUUUGGAGAAACACAGAAACAGAAGUCAUCUACAGUCACCCACACAGUUCAUUACCAGUCACUCUCUCAGGCGACUGGUCCUCUGGUGGAUGUAUCAGAUGCCAGACCAGGAACCAACCCGACUGCCCGUCGCACAGCCAAAGCUGGCCCCGCAGCUCGCAACCGCUAUGCCAGCCAAUGGACCUUGAACCGCCCACAUCCUCCAGUCUCCUCCCACACGCUAAGCACGGACUGGAGGCUCCCAACGCCAAGAGUUGCGGGUUCUGUUGACAAGGAGAGUGAUAGCUACAGCGUCAGCCCAUCUCAGGAUACCGACCGUGCUCGCAGCAGUAUGGUGUCAACGGAAAGUGCUUCCUCCACUUACGAGGAGCUCGCCAGGGCCUACGAGCACGCGAAAAUGGAGGAGCAGCUGCGCCACGCCAAGUUCACCAUCACCGAAUGCUUCAUCUCCGACACGUCCUCAGAGCAAAUGACCGCCGGCACCAAUGACUACACUGACAGCCUGACCUCCAGCACGCCGUCCGAAUCGGGCAUCUGCCGUUUCACCGCUUCCCCGCCCAAGCCUCAGGAUGUUAGCCGGGUAAUGAACAUGGCCGUGCCCAAGGCCCAUAGACCGGGAGGCGAGUUGGUUCACCUUCCUCCUUACCUGCGCAUGGACUUCCUGUUAAACAGAGGCAUGUCCUGCUCAGGGUCAUCCAGGGGGACAGCGAGCGGGGAGAGAGCGGCCAUGGGCCAAGCUUGUCUGGAGCCCCAGAAAAGCCGUUCACUGAAGCGGCCUUCUCGCAUGGCGCCUCCGACGCCGACAGAAGCCCCUCAAGCGAGCAGGGACCCGCCGGCCCAGUGGCAGCCCGGCUCGGCUGCCACGCUCCCCCACAGAGAGGGUUCUGAGUUGGCCCAAGCCGCCAAGCUCAGCACCUCCCAGGAGUCCCUGCUGGACUCACGAGGACAUCUCAAACAGAGCAGCAAUCCCUACGCAAAAUCCUACACGCUGGUAUAACAGCAGGGGCUCCUGGGCGGGACUAAGAACUUACUCUUACGCUGGACUUAACACUCAAGUGCAGUAAACUGACUCACCACAUAGUUCUGUAUAUAUGUCCGGGCCCUCCAAGGGUGCGGUCGAUUUUACUAAUCUACUUUUAUUUAUUUUAGAACUUCCUUUCAUCUCUUCUUUGUGUUUCUUUUCUUUUUAUCCACUUGAAAAUAAAAUCUGAAAAAAAACACACAAAAAAAGACCUUCACUCAUCAGGAAUGACUGCAGCCAGAUCGCUGCCAAGCUAAAUGAGUAACGGGGAACAUUAUUUACUCUUGAUUAUUGUUCGUUCUUUAUAACUGAUGAGUGAUUAUUAAUUGUUAGUUGACAUCUAUUAAUAAUCAUGAAAAUGGAUUACCAUAGCGAAAAUGUUUUCAUCAUAACUUGGACAUGUUUUUUUGUUUUUCUGGAUUGAAAGAUAAGGAUGAGAAGUCGUUUUUUUUUUUCCUAUGGAACGUCACUGGAUGAAACUUGGAACAUGAGAAUUUGACAACCCGUUCACUUUUCAGCUGCUCUCAAAUUGUUACUUUUUUGGAAGAAAAAAAAAAUCUAUUUCCUAUGGAUGCAUGGGGACUGACAAAUUCAAAGACGAUGAGAAUUACCAUCAUAGCUGGGCAGGCCAGCCGAGCAUUUUGUCACACUUAUGAAAUGAUCCAAUGUGAAGAUUUAUUAUUCUUAUUACUAUAAAUAUAUAUAUAAAAAGAGAAAUCACUUUUAUUUGUGGAUAUUACAGGGAAGAAUUGAUUUGGUUAAUAAAGUCUUUAGUCAUGUUUGCACAUAUCUUGUUUGAAUUAGGAAAUGGCGUCUCUGUCGAUCUCUCUGUCCCAUUCUCCAAUGGUGCAAUAUGAAGAAAAAAAAAAGUCUAUGAAAACUAUUGCUCUAUACUGUACUGUAAUAAUGAAAAAUAACUAUGUUGUGAGUGUACUGGACACAUUCCAGCUAUGUCUUCAGGUAGUUUGCCACUGCUUGUGUGCCAGGGUGGUGAGUGGUGUUAGGCUAGAACAUGGCGGGUUUCCAAAAAUUAAUGGUUCGCACUUCACAGCGCCCCAACUUGAGUGUGUCCAAAUAGAUACCCAUCCCUCUCACUGCACUAGGAAGAGUCCUUGGGGCUCUCACUCUCCUCAGUAGAUCUACUGUUGCUGCAUUGCAGUGAAGCUCCUCUACAGGGAAAUAAAAUGUGAGACAAUCCAGCAGAUUCCCCCAUUCAAAACAAAUAUAUAUGCUUAAGAAAUUGGAGAAAGAUAAUGUAAUAAGAAAAUGCCAUUAUUUUUUUUUUUUGUUUGUUUUCUUUUUGUGGGCUACCCUGGCGUGUAUUGACUUUCUGUUCCUUUUUUUUACUAAAGGGAGAAGAAUAUUAGCCAUUCUUCUGUGAGGUUAUUCUGUCUAUUUCUAUGAUUCCUUUUAUUCCUAACUGUCUGCGUUCUGAUGUUGAGUUUUUAACAACAAAACAAUGUCACAUUUUAUUUUUUAACAUCAGUGUUCACCAUGGUGGCACUGGAAUAAAGAUAAACUAACACAAAAUUCAAAUUUGCUUAAUAAAAUGGCUGUUCCCCAAUGUGUCCUGCACGAGUUUGGCAUGAAUAACCCGGAUAAUAAUGGUGUUGACAGUGAUGCUGUUAUAGUAUGGAGGACCAGGAGUGAAAAAAUUAAAUAAAUACACAAUAAAUUUGUUAACUGACAUGUUAGACUUAGCAGAACACGUCGACGCAGGAAAUUCAGACCCUGAACAAGUGACUUACAAAACACAACGGUUUAGUUUAUGACUACGGUCAGGCCAGCUUCCACAAUGCCAGCCAUGUUGGGAAAGAAGGAGCAAUAAACUCAAACCCCGCCUAGUCCACUCCCACCGAGUUUGAUGAGCUAAUGACGGAUAAAAUUCUUUUAUGCAGUUACAAGGGGAAUGGGAGUGCAAAUAUGAAAGAUAAAAAGUGAAAUAAAUCCUAAAUGAAUAAAUAACGCAAUGAAUAAAACUUGAAAUAAUGUUGAAAUAAUUUUAAAAAAAAAAAAAAAAAAAUUGAAAUAAAUAGAUGAAUAAGCGUAAAUUGAAAUAAAUAAAAAUUGAAAUAAAUAAAUUGAAUUUUUUUUUUUUAAUUGAAAUAAAAAGUUAAAUUAGUAAACAUAAAUUGAAAUAAGGCGGAAAACACUCAGGUGACUUGAAGUUCCACUCUGAGACCCCCAAUUUGGAUCAAUUUCAAAAUUGGCCGAUUUGCACGUGUGAUACAUAAUUGGAAAGCUUAAAAUGUCAAUUUUCUGGAGCAACAAAAUUUUUGAACAGGAGGGCAUUUUAAAAAUAUGCAUGUAUUUUUUAAACAGCAAAACCCUAAUUGGAGGUGAGAGCACGCGAGAGCAGAAUUAAAGACGCCAUGAUUUUAACGAGAUAUUUUUGCCAUAUAGCAUGUAUCAUCGAGUGUCAAGACACAGAUGUGAAUGGCCAAAGCUGGAUUAUUUGGGGAUUUUAUGGGUGAAACAUGGUAAUACUGUAUAACAAGGGUCGCGAUGCAGAAAUCACAGACGUCAAGGAGUAAUCGAGAUUUUCAUUUUCAUAUUAUUUACCCUUUUAAACGUUUUUUUUUUUUUUUUCUAUUUUUCUUUGUUUGGAUCGGUUAUUUAUCAUCUAAUAUAUUGGGGGAAAUGUGACAGUAACGAAAAAAAAUACAAUUAAGUGAUAGUUAUGAGGUAGAUAUAAAGAUUUUAAAAAAUUAGAGUCACCUCUUGGACGUCCUUCAACCCUGACAAACCUCAUUCAGUGCUUCUUCUCUUGCUGCUUACAACAUUUACAUGCGAUCCUGAUUGUUUGCACCAAGCUCCGAACCUUGGGGGACCGAGCCUUCGCUGCUGCUGCUCCCUCACUCUGGAACUCACUCCCAAAACCCAUCAGGAACUCGGACUCAUUACAAAACUUCAAAUCACUCCUAAAAACCCACCUGUUCAAACUAGCUUUUCCCACCUCUUAAUUCUUAAUUCUGUCUUUUGUGUUAUGUUAUGUAAAGCGUCUUUGAGUGUCCAAAAAAGCGCUAUAUAAGUUUGAGGUAUUAUUAUUAUUAUUAUAUCUGUGACUUUUUUACAGACGCCAUUUUUGUCAUUGUGACGUAAUUUGUUUAAAAGUUUAAAAUAUGCGAGUGAAUAAUUUUAUAAAGUCGUUUUUCUUUUUUAAACUAAAUGUUAGACAUCAAUUAAUGAUUCUAAGCUAAAAAUGACAUUUUGAAUAAUAAAUAUAAUUACUUACCUUCUUUUUAUGGCUAGGUUGAAACAACAGCGGUUGCGCGACGUCUGUAAACGGGGGGUUUCAGGGUAAAACGUACAAAUUAAAAAUAGUUCGGGGACUUAAUGCGCCAUGAAUCUGCUAUGGCAGCAUACAGAAAUAUUGUUCUAUCAGACACAACAGUUCUUUUGGCUUAAAAUACAGCAGUUUAUUUUAUAGAGGGGUGCGAGAGCAGAAACUCCUUUUUCAGCCUUGCCUGUGUUUUCCGCCAUAAGUAAAAAAUAAAUCAAUUAAAAUUGAAAUGAAUAAAACUUGAAAUAGAAAACAUUUAAAUAAACGUUGAAAUGAUUAAAUAAAAAAGAAAUUGAGAUUUUAAAAAAAUAAACAUAAAUUGAAAGAAAUAUUAAAAUAGAAAUAAAUGACACAUUUAAAGAUUUAUUUCAUUGUGUAUUUAGUUAUUUACUUUUGAUUGUCCUUCAUAUUAUAGUGGAGGUGAGCAAAGAUUCAUUUUUACUACUAGAGGUGUCUCAGUAUUGAUGUUGUACUUAAAAUGAGAUGAUGUUGUGGAACACUGACACGCCUGCAGGGAGCAAUGGUGUCCUCUACAAUUUAAAUUCCUAAUUUACAAUCACUCAAUUGAAUCUGAAAUGUUGCUUUCAUAAACUAUGCAAUCUAUCUUCCUCUUUACAAUUAACCUUGUGUGUGCACGGCAAGGGAAUAGUUUUAAAACCAUGGGCAUAAUUAUCAUAUUCAUUGUGUACUCUGUAGAGCAGCUUCUAUUAUGUUUUUUUCUCCCCAAUGGCACCCAAACGGAUGGUAGAAAUUUGAAUCAGUGUUGUUUUUGACAGCCCGUUUAAUUCUCUUCUUAAUGUCUUAAUACUUAUGUUAUAUUUUAGUCAUCUCAAAAUGUGUUUGCCUUUGUCUAGCUUUUGUUGAUGAAAACUCAAGAGUAAUUUCGUCGAGUUUUAGUCGGUUUACUAAAAAUGUUUUAGUCUGUAAAAUAAAAGUAAUUAAUUAAUUAUUUAAUUAAAUAAAUGAAGGGUUCCAACUUUUUCGAAUGAACAUUGACCGACGUUGUCUACAAGGGCAACACCAACUUGGAAAUUAUAAACACUCAGUAGGAAAACUACAUUAUUUUCAAUUAAUUAAACCUACUUGAA
Corythoichthys intestinalis (scribbled pipefish) is the source of this 11548-nucleotide messenger RNA. It is a transcript of the gene dscama, whose product is annotated as Down syndrome cell adhesion molecule a. The transcript has 32 exons. The record is from RefSeq and is a predicted model, not a curated record. Gene Ontology annotation, biological process: dendrite self-avoidance; homophilic cell-cell adhesion; axon guidance. The coding region runs from base 947 to 7153 and encodes 2068 amino acids. Gene Ontology annotation, cellular component: plasma membrane; axon. Gene Ontology annotation, molecular function: cell-cell adhesion mediator activity. Lineage: Eukaryota; Metazoa; Chordata; Actinopteri; Syngnathiformes; Syngnathidae.